UUGUCUUGAUAGAACAAUCAUAAUAUAUAUAUAAAAGAAGUAAAUUACAGAGUCACGUCUCUUUUUUUUUUUCUUUAUUUCUUUCAACAUGAAUCGUAUCCAAGGUUAUUUUAAUAAAAUAAAGGGAAACCUCGGUAAUGAAAAUGGAAAGCAUAUCUCUAGUUUACUCUCUAUUGAUGAUACCAAACAUACCAAACUAUUGAUUGAUCAAUCUAUCACAUUGGAUGACAUUGAAUCAGCAUGUGCUCGAAACUUCGAAUCCCCUUGGACAGAUAUCAUCUUGAACCAUAUUAAAACAGUACUUUAUGUCGAUCAACAAGAUUAUGUGUCUGCUUUUGAUUCGCAAAAAGAAGUCGUACAAGGAUUUCAAAAGAUACUGCCCAAUCUGACGCGUUGGUGUCUUGUGGCUCUUUAUACGAUCAACAAUGAGUUACGGAUCAUUGCCACUCAAGCAGAUCUCAUUUCCCCUGUAGAAGAAGGUCAACGUCGAAAACUAGAAGAAGCAGCCAAUGUGAUCAGUAAAUCCUUUACUGCUUGUGUUACUGACCGAGCUGUCCUUCAGGUGUCCAAGAAAUACGGCACAUAUUGUAUGAUUGGCAUCUUGUUUCGUAUCUAUUUUAAACUAAAGCAACAAAACUUGUGCAAAAAUAUUUUACGUGCGGUCAAGGCUGCUGAUUUACCGCCAUUGGAUGUGUUUCCUAAAAGUGAUCGAGUAACAUUUCGGUAUUAUCUAGGUCGUCUUUACUUUUUAGAAGAAGAUUAUGUCAAGGCAGAGCAUGAACUCGAUUUGGCUUUUAAAGAAUGUACUAGGAAGAAACCUAAAAACAAAGAACUGAUUCUACAGACUUUAUUGCCUGUGAAAUUGAUGCGUGGUAUUGUACCCACAACCAAGUUGUUUGAUCAGUUCCCUAGAAUAAGAGAUUUGUACCGAGAUGUAGCAGAAUCGAUCCAAAAGGGCAAUGUCAAAGCAUUCAAUACAGCACUGGCUGCCUCUGAACCCUUGUUGAUUCGACAAGGCACUUAUUUUGCUAUGGAAAAAGCAGAAUCGAUUGCUAUUCGACAACUGUUUCGAAAGAUUUAUCUUAUCAUGGGCUUAAAUACCAGAAUUCCUAUUGGCCUAUUUCAACGUGCCUUAGCAUUUGAAGGCAUGAAGAUUGAACUGGAAGAAGUAGAAUGGAUGUUGGCCAACAUGAUUUACAAAGGCUAUAUGAAGGGUUAUUUAUCACAUGAAAAGAUGUUUCUUGUCCUCAGUAAAGACAAUCCAUUUCCUAAAGUUUGAGGUGAUACAAACAAAUAAGAACCUGAUUUUAUCCUGAUUUGACGAAUAAAACUUGCAUGAUUUGUUUGCUCCAAUAAAAAUAAAUAA
Molecule: messenger RNA, 1366 nt
Organism: Gilbertella persicaria
Lineage: Eukaryota; Fungi; Mucoromycota; Mucoromycetes; Mucorales; Choanephoraceae
Exons: 5
Coding region: 89-1279 (396 amino acids)
Biological process (GO): post-transcriptional tethering of RNA polymerase II gene DNA at nuclear periphery; poly(A)+ mRNA export from nucleus; transcription elongation by RNA polymerase II
Cellular component (GO): transcription export complex 2
Molecular function (GO): RNA binding; double-stranded DNA binding
Source: RefSeq, a predicted model, not a curated record